AAAUAAGUAGAAGAAGAACAAAGUGUUGCUAACAAUGGCAGCAGCUAACACGGAGCUCCGGAUGGAUCAGCUCCCCUCAGACCCGCUGCUGCACAUCCUGUCCUUCCUGAGCUUCAGGGACCUGAUCCACUGUAGUUAUGUCAGCAGGAGGCUGAACGACUUGUCCAAACACAACCCACUGUGGAAGUCCCUGUGCUCCAAACACUGGCUGCUGACAGAUGCGGAGCGGCAGCAGAGCGGCGUGUCCUGGUACGGUCUGUUCAGACAGUACUACAGAGACCUGGGCCGCUACAUGCAGUACUACCCUGUACUGAAGAGAGCCUGGGAGCAGCUGAAGGCCUUCCUGCAGCAGAGGUGUCCACGUAUGAUCACAUCACUCAAAGAGGGCGCCACAGAGGUGGAGCUAAACGACAUCGAGGCCCAGAUCGGCUGCAGACUCCCAGACGACUACCGCUGCUCGUACCGCAUCCACAACGGACAGAAGCUGGUGAUCCCAGGGCUGAUGGGCAGCAUGUCACUGUCUAACCACUACCGGUCGGAGGUGCUGCUGGACGUGGAGACGGCGGCCGGAGGCUUCCAGCAGAGGAAGGGGAUGAGACGCUGCCUGCCGCUCACCUUCUGCUUCCACACUGGACUCAGCCAGUACAUGGCUCUGGAGCCCGCCGAGGGACGCAGGAUGUUCGAGAGCUUCUACCCCUGCCCCGAUCAGACGGCUCAGGAUCCUUCGGCCAUCGACAUGUUCAUCACAGGUUCCUGUUUCUUAGAGUGGUUCACGGCGUAUGUCCAGAACGUCGUCACCGGAGAAUACCCAAUCAUCAGAGACCAGAUCUUCAGGUAUGUGCACGAUAAGGGUUGCGUGGCGACCACCGGGGACAUCACUGUCUCUGUUUCUACCUCCUUCCUGCCUGAGCUUUCCUCCGUCCACCCUCCACACUUCUUUUUCACCUACCGCAUCAGGAUAGAGAUGUCGAGCAGCGCUUCGCCCGAAGCCGCCUGUCAGCUCGACAGUCGCUACUGGAAAAUCACCACCUCAGACGGCAAUGUGGAGGAAGUUCAGGGUCCCGGUGUGGUCGGAGAGUUUCCCGUCAUGACACCAGGGAAGGUCCACGAGUACGCCAGCUGCACCACCUUCUCCACCCCGUCAGAGUACAUGGAGGGUCACUACACUUUCCACAGACUGGCCAACAAAGAGGAAGUUUUCCACGUGGCCAUACCUCGCUUCCACAUGGUCUGCCCGCCCUUCAGAGAGCCGGUGGUUCGAACGCAGAAGGCAGCGACCAGUUACACAACUCGCUUUGAUGACGACGAUGGCGACGGCGAGUACUGUGACGGAGACGGCGACGACUUCAGCGACCUGAGGGGAAUCAACAUGGCCGCCUUGGAGGGAGCGUGGUGUCCUCGACACAUCUGACCUCGAGCACCCACGCACAGCGUUGUCGAGGCAACCAGACGAGACUGUCAGUUAUUCAGGUCUGAUGGAUGACAAUGAAAACCUGAAUGGUUGACAGACAGCAGGGAAUUCUGGGACCGGUAACCAGAGCCAUACGUGGGACAGAGUCCAGCUGCCAAUCAAACAAAUGAAACGAAACAAUGUGAAUGAGGUGCAGUUUUCUUUGAGUUCUCGUGUUACAGUAUCAAACAGUUGGAUAAGCUCAGACAGGGAGGAUGGGACAGUGGCGUCAUCGUCCUCUCCUUUGCUUUGUGGGAUUAUUUGUGGCGCCCAGUUGAGUUUGGCGGUCGUUGCGACCUCCAGAUUAGACAUUGAAAACGGCAAGUUGUGUCAACUGUUUCUGCUCCAAGUAAAAAGCUAAAUAUUUUUAGGCAGAGAUUUGCGGUGGUUCUCGAAGAGCCGUCAGAAUGUUCUCCUUUAAAUUAUCUCUAAGCUCUUUUCCACUGCAGGAACCAAACCGUCUCAAAUACGGGACGUCACUCAGCCCGAACUUUAGAAAACAUAACGAGACGUUUUGUUAAAGGGACAGUUUCUAGCUGGCUGUAGCUUCCGAUUAAGGAUUUCGCUAAAAUGAAAUCGGGAUUUGAAUUUCUGUCAGAUUAACUCUGAAACGCUGACGCACACCAGCUUCCUCGUGAAGUACAAAUUAUUUCUCUAAACACUAAACACUUUCUCAAAACAUUACGACUUUUUUGUCUAAACAUUAUGACUGUUUCCUGAUGAUGUAAUGGAAAAAGGGGAGUUUACGUAAGGAUUUAAUUUCUUUCAGAUUGCUGAAUCGUCACCGACCCGCAACUAUGUCCAUACUAAAAACUCUAAACGUCGUCCGGCUGCUAAAAUCCAGAGAAUAAAGACGUUGGAACACGUGUUGUGUUAGCGUCACGUUCGGAGCUCACAGCGGUGCUUAUUGGACUCUUCGAGGCCACGUCCAGUCUGUCCUCCAUCGUUAUUAAAGGUUGUGCUGCCUGAAACUUUAAACACUUUAAGAUCCUUUUUUCCACUUCCUGAUUUGUGACAUCACAUCUGCUCAACCAAUCAUGAUCCGCGGCCCAAACGUCAGUUAAGUGAGAAACAGAUGUUCUGGCAGUGGAAACAAGUCUGAUGGUGGUGGUUUUCCUCCUGCAGAGCUUUCAUUUCUCCACCCGGCAGGCGCAGUGUGAUUAUCUAGAAGAAACUGGGCUUUUACUUUGAAAGGGGAGGCUGUUACAAGUGUUUCCUGGUCGUGUUUUGUGCUUCACGUUUUUUUUCUUUAAAUCUUGAGUUUCAUGACAGGAUUCUUUUCUGUCCUCGGCUCAGUGCAGCACGGGGACGUGUCGUCACUUUCUGAUGUGAUUGGUGGGUUUGUUUUGUAUGUUUUUGGGUUAAAUAAAUAACAAAUAUUGAUC
Messenger RNA from Epinephelus lanceolatus (giant grouper), 2835 nucleotides. RefSeq names its product F-box protein 3 (gene fbxo3). The record is from RefSeq and is a predicted model, not a curated record. Gene Ontology annotation, cellular component: cytoplasm. Gene Ontology annotation, molecular function: protein binding. NCBI's taxonomy places the organism in Eukaryota, Metazoa, Chordata, Actinopteri, Perciformes, Serranidae.